Molecule: messenger RNA, 1241 nt
Organism: Thamnophis sirtalis
Lineage: Eukaryota; Metazoa; Chordata; Lepidosauria; Squamata; Natricidae
Source: RefSeq, a predicted model, not a curated record
GCUUUGAGACGCAGACAGGUACCGCCCUCUCGCUCGCAGUCCCGGCGGCACAUGGGGAGAUGCUUCUCGGCUGCGCCCGGUUAAUGUCGGGGAGGGGGCUUCGCUUCUUGCGCUCGCCGCCGCCUUGUCUCUCUGGGUCCAUCUGAGCCAUGUCCGCCAGAGUGGCCCAUCCUCAGGAGCCUCCUCAUCCCACAGAGAAGCCUGUCAUCCACUGCCACAAAUGUGGGGAGCAAUGUAAAGGAGAAGUACUUCGCGUUCAGGCCAAGCAUUUUCACAUUAAAUGCUUUACUUGCAAAGUGUGCGGGUGUGAUUUGGCUCAAGGAGGCUUUUUCAUUAAGAAUGGCGAUUACCUUUGCACUGUGGAUUACCAGCGGAUGUAUGGGACCCGAUGCAAUGGCUGUGGAGAGUUUGUGGAAGGAGAAGUUGUAACAGCUCUGGGAAAAACCUAUCAUCCCAACUGCUUUGCCUGCACUAUGUGCAAACGUCCUUUUCCACCAGGAGACCGGGUUACCUUUAAUGGAAGAGACUGUCUCUGUCAAAUGUGUGCUCAACCAAUGGCAUCCAGUCCAAAAGAACUUGCCACUUCCAGUAAUUGUGCAGGCUGUGGAAGAGAUAUAAAAAAUGGACAAGCCUUACUUGCUUUGGAUAAGCAAUGGCAUCUUGGGUGCUUCAAGUGCAAAGCCUGUGCGAAGGUUCUAACUGGAGAAUACAUCAGCAAAGAUGGUGCCCCUUACUGUGAAAAGGACUAUCAAGUUCUCUUUGGGGUCAAAUGUGAAGCAUGCCAUCAGUUCAUCACUGGGAAGGUCCUAGAAGCAGGAGACAAACAUUACCAUCCAAGUUGUGCACGAUGCAGCAGAUGCAACCAGAUGUUCACAGAAGGAGAAGAAAUGUAUCUGCAAGGUUCUACAGUUUGGCACCCCGACUGUAAACUGUCUACAAAGGGAGAAGAAAAGCUAAGGCUGUUUUCACCAUCUUGUAUACUGAACACCAUCAAAACGUUAAGGCAGCCUACCCGGACAUCCUCAGAGAGUAUUUAUUCAAGGCCUGGAUCCAGUAUUCCUGGUUCACCAGGACACACAAUCUAUGCAAAAGUAGACAAUGAGAUCCUUGAUUAUAAGGAUUUAGCAGCCAUUCCCAAAGUCAAGGCAAUCUAUGACAUUGAGCGUCCAGAUCUAAUUACUUACGAACCUUUCUACACUUCUGCCUACGAAGAAAGACAAGAAAGACAGAGCCUUGGAGAG